Molecule: messenger RNA, 1939 nt
Organism: Dryobates pubescens (Downy woodpecker)
Lineage: Eukaryota; Metazoa; Chordata; Aves; Piciformes; Picidae
Gene: SLC60A2
Product: major facilitator superfamily domain containing 4B
Exons: 4
Coding region: 94-1647 (517 amino acids)
Source: RefSeq, a predicted model, not a curated record
GUGGCGGGCGGCGGCUGGCGCUGCGGCGGGGAGGGGGCCGCGCUGCGGUGGUGCAUCUCCGCCGCCCUGUGUGCGGCCUUCCUGGGGCUGGGGAUGAGCAUCGCGGUGCUGGGGCCAACCUUCGACAAUCUGGCCGCCAACGUCCACAAGAACGUCAGCGACAUCUUCUUCAUUUUCGUGGGCCGGUCGCUGGGCUGCCUGGGCGGCUCGAUGCUCGGCGGCGUGCUGUUCGACUGCAUGAACGCACAUCUCCUCAUCGCAUUAUCCAUGUUUGGGACCACAGCUGGUCUUUAUGCCAUCCCCUGGUGUAAGGAAGCCCUGCUGCUGACUGUCUUGAUGUCAGUUAUUGGAGCUGCCAUGGGAGUUCUGGACACAGGUGGCAACGUGGUGAUACUCAGCACGUGGGGAGCGGAGUCUGGGCCCCACAUGCAGGCCUUGCACUUCAGCUUCGCCGUGGGGGCCUUUUUGGCUCCCCUCCUGGCUAAAAUGGCCUUGGGGGGCUCCGACUCGAAAGGCCUUCCAGUGGCGGAGCAGACAAACCAGUCUGUCCUGAGGCCUGUGCCGACAGCCCCAGCUGCCCCAGCUGCCCCAGCUGCCCCAGCUGCCACAGCUCCACCAGCGCCGCAGCACCACGGUGCAGACUUCCUGUGGUCCUAUAUCGUCAUAGGCACCUAUCUGCUGGGAGUCUCUGUGUUCUUUUUUGUCUUGUACUCGAAGGCCAGCUCCACUCGGGAGAAGUCCCAGGCCUCUGUGCAGAAGAAGGUGUACGCCAGGUACCACUAUGCUCUUCUUGGUCUCCUCUUCUUCUUCUUCCUCUUCUACGUGGGAGCAGAGGUCACUUACGGCUCUUACAUAUUCACCUAUGCCAAGGUCUUUGCCGAGAUGAAAGACAGCGAAGCAGCCACUCUGAACUCCGUCUUCUGGGGAGCCUUCGCGGUCUGCAGAGCCGUGGCCAUCUUCUGUGCCACUUGCCUGUACCCUGGCACCAUGAUCGUGCUGAGCCUCAUGGGCUCUGCCGUCUCCUCCUUCUGCUUGGUGUUCUUUGCCGGCCGCCCGGCCUCGCUGUGGCUGGGGACCGCCAUCUACGGCGCCUCCAUGGCCACCGUCUUCCCCAGCGGCAUCUCCUGGGUCGAGCAGUACACAGUGGUGCAGGGCAAGGCAGCUUCGCUCUUCGUCGUCGGCGCCGCGCUGGGCGAGAUGUGCAUCCCGGCCGUGGUUGGCUACCUGCAGGGCAGGUUUCACCACGUGCCCGUGGUGAUGUACACCGCCCUGGGGACCUCUGCCAUGACCGUCCUGCUCUUCCCUCUGAUGUACAGAUUGGCCAAGUGUCCCCCUAAGAGUGACCGCAAAGAGGUGACUGAGGGUGAGGUCUGCAAGGCUCUGCUGUCAGUCUCCAAUUCGCCUAACGAGGAUGAAGAGGACGAGGAGGAUGUGGCGGAGUGGAACGAAGCAGACUUUGAGGCGAUGGAAAUGAACAGCAGCCUGAGAGACUCUGUGGCACAGACCUCCUGGCAGAGACCUGGGGGCUCGCCAGCCGAGGUGUCUCUGCGUUCCUCUCUGGACAAUGUCUUGCACACUCCCCGUGCAGUUGCUGAUGGCUCCUUGGGGACUCAAGAGGAGGAUGCUGACCAGGAGAAGCACGAUUGAAGUCAGAGCUGACUGACUCUUUGACAAUGCAAUGGGACUGUGGUGUUCUUGUUAAGUGACUUCAGAAUCUUUCUUCAGUGGCACAGAGCUUGGCAUGCUCAGUUCUGCCUCUGUCCAGCCCUUUCCCCUCUUCCAUUGCCAGUCUGCAGCUGUGUGUUGGUGAGUGGCAGAGUCCUCGAUGACAGGGACAGGUGUGAGUGAGGUAACCUUGAUCCGACUCAACCCAUGACGCUGCCAGAAUGCCUGGACUGCUCUGGAGAUCAGAGCAGGAGAUGUUUCCUCCAUGUGAGGC